Vitrella brassicaformis is the source of this 5052-nucleotide messenger RNA. Lineage: Eukaryota; Vitrellaceae. The record is from the annotation of a GenBank genome assembly.
AUCCAAGCCGUGCCGACACACCGGACAGUAUCGGUUUCUCCGUUCGAUUGUUCUGAGGGGCAGAUGCGUUUGUCACAUCGAGGAAACUGAUGAAGCUGAGGGCUUGAGAAACCGAGCCAAAGUGGGAGCGAGGUAAACACAUCUCCCGAAACGGAUGGGCCCGUAUCUGUUGUUUGGUCCUCUGGACGUGCUCAACCUCCAAGGGGCAUCCAUCGGCAAGACCCAUGCGCUCACGUGUCAAGUAGAUGUGGUCGCCGGCACCACCGGACAAUGCAUCAAGCGGGCAUCCAUACAGGUCCAUCCAUCCAUCCAAAGCUUCAAACGACCAACGCAAAAGACCGCCAACCCACCGUAUCUCUGUGUUAUGGUGCAGAUCCCUCCGUCGAGCGAGGGUUCCAUCGCUAUCGACCUUCCCGCAUUGAAGUCCCUCUCCCUCAGCCUGACCGUCACAGCCGACAGGGACAACACGACCACCCUCAUCGGCCGUGUGUGCAUCCCAUCCUCAUGCUUGCCGCCAGCGGGGCCCAACGCGCCGCCCUCUGAGGCCCUUAUCCCGCUCGAGGGCACGCCCAGGGGCAGCGACGCCCGCGCCGCAUACGAGCCGUAUGAGUAUGACCUGAGGAGCGCGUGUGCUGGUGGGGUGAGGCUGCCACCCCCGCCACACGGGCGUGUGGGCGAUUUGCGUGUGAUGGUGCGGUAUGUGGACGCCGCCAUGGCCGCUGGGCAAUCGGAGGUGGACAGAUCAUUCAUCGCACAGGUAACUCUUGUGGGAGCGAAACGUCAUGUAUGUAUACGGGUCCAUACUGGUUUUGUUUUGGUGUGUACGCAGGACUUCUACAAUGUGUUGCUGACGAGUCUUCACGAGUCCACCUCCCCCCACUCCCUCAGCCCCUCUGCACGCCGCAUGCCGCCUCUCCCCCAGCAGACACCCCCAGGCCCAGCGCCACACACAGCCACCCCUCCCACACACAUGCGCAAGGGCGCCACGGUGGACGUGCUGCCGUCGCCAGGGGCCGUGAGUUACUACUCGGCCCAGUCGGGCGGACCGUCGCCUGCGGGCAAACUGGGGAGGGCGCAGACGUACGGGACGGGAGGGAGGGGGGCGUGGACACCGGAGAAACCCAGAACUGCACGUAAGGUUGGAGAGGGGGGGAUUCAUUGGGUACAAUGCGGCAUUGUGGGUGGGUGUGUCGGUGAGCAGGAAGUCCUGUGUCGCCUGAUUAUGCGUCGCGGGGGAUCGUCAUGCGACGCACAUUCACCAUGGGCACACGGACCAAUACAGUGAGCGCGGGUGUGUGCAAAUGGGACGGCAAUUUGCACACCUGCGUGUGUGUAUGGGUUGGCAGCAAAACAGCGUAGCGAUAGACGAGGAGAGCAAAUCGCGCCGGCUCACCAGGGAAGAAGGUACGCGCCAACACGGGAGUCGCAUUCCUGCCCACGUACGCUGCUGUGUCUGUGAGUAUACAGACAGAUUGGCGGCUGAGGAGCGGCGUCGUGAGGAGCAGCAGGCGGAGAUAGACAACCUGGUGUACCAUCGCACAGAACACCUGCAGCAACUCAUCAACUCACAAGACGGUAAGUGGGUGGGUGGAUGGUUGGGACGAUGGGCGGUACGGUACCACAAGCACAUUUCCACCCAUGUGUGUGUUUUGGUGUGCAGAGAAGCUGGCCAUGUUGGGCCCCAUGCAGGAGGAGGCGGAGGCCAUCAAGGCCAAAUACGGCGAGCUCGAGAAAGCCAGACUAGACAUGCAGGUACUCAUGCAGAGACACGCACACACACAACUUUCCACACACACAAGUGGGAGCCUCUUCGUUAUCUGGUUAUGUGUAGGGGAGUUUGAAGGCGGCGACGGAGAAGUUUGAGUGUCGUCAGCAGGAGGCGCAGCAGCUGCUCAGCGACCUCCACCAGGCCAAAGCCGACACCGAACGCCGCGAUGUCGACCUCAUCGGAGCCAACUCCGCAAAGGACACUGAGAUCGAACUACUCAAACAGACGCUCAGAGAGCAUCAGCAGCAAAAUGAGGUCGGCACCACGCAGGCACGGCACCUUCAGUGGUUCCAGGUGUAUGUUGGUGCGUGAAGGCGUUGUCGCAGUGCAUUGUGAGUCGCGAGGACUACCAGAAGCAGACGGAGGAGCUGCAGCAGACAAUACGCCUGUAAGCAAGCCAUUCAUCGAGACAUGACAUUGACAGACAUGAGCCAAUGGAUCCCUGUCUGUCUGUCAGUGAGCGUGCUCGCCGCGAGGCCAUCGAGAAGGAGGCGCAGCGGGCAGCAAGAGACUUCGAGGCGUGUGUGUCGAGUGAGACUGCCGUCACGCAACAAAUCCUCGUCGAGAAGGAGCAUCUCACCCAACAGCUAGCCGCACUCAGGACACAGAACGGUGAGUACACACACACUGAGGCCGACACUCAUUCAUUUCUGUGUGUGUAUGCCCACUCCUUUUCCCACCAGAUGAGUACCGUCGCAGUUUGGCUGCCUUCGAGGAGGAGGCCACGCGGCAGACGGCAGACAAGACAGACAAAGAGAAAAUGGUAUGUACUCGUGUGUGUCUGCAUAGGCUCGCCACCUUCCCUCCCACCUCCCUGCGUGUCUACAGGCCAUCGAGUUGUCGUCUGUGCGUCGGGAGCUGGAGACGGCCCUCAAGGAGAUACACAGACUCGAUGCCGCCAGACAACAACAGUCAGCAGGGGAAAGCCACGAAACAGCCACAGUCAUCUCCCGCCGUUCGUAUGUGUCGUGUGCAGGGCAUCCGAGAUGGAUUCGCUUCAGCGGUCCGCCGAGUCUGAGCUCCGCGAGGCUGAGAACGCCAGGCUGCGGGCACUCGAUGAGAAGAAUGAAACACUCGCACAGAUGCGGUGAGUGAGAGGGGCAAGGAAAGAGAGCGACGCAACCUUUGCCCCGUCUGCUGCAGGCAGGCAGAGCGGUUGCUAGAGGAGCGUGAUGGCAUGAUCAGAGUGAGAAGAGGACGCUUAGCAUUGCAAGCCUCUGAGUGUUGUUCUGGUGAUGUGUGCAGCCUUUGGAGGACGAAUCCUGCGCCAAGGACGCCCACAUCCACGAGCUGACCAACCGCAUCAACUCACUCAGGCACACGAGCAUGACAACGAGAGGACGCAGAUGUGAGAAUGUCGUCUCUUCCCCUUCGUGUGUGUUGUCGUGCAGUGACUUGGACAGGAUGGUCAAGCAAGCGAAUGCCCGCAGCCUCGAGCAGGAACAGAUCAACAGGCAGCUGCAAAACACCCUCGACGAGGAGAGACAGACGUACCAGCAGCUGCUGCGAGCAGGUAGGUAGGACGCCACAAGAUAAGUCCAUUCAGCACUGUGUGACAUCCUGCUUUGGUGUUCCGGUAUGUGUGUGUGUGUGUGCCGGGCCAGAUCGUGAGCGCUACAGUGAGAUGGAGGAUAAGCUGCGGCAGGAGUGUGCUCAGCUGCAGGAGACAUCCGGCGCCCUCGACUUAGCGCACAGGACGGCAGAGAACCACCGACUCAAAGUGACAAACAAACAAACAAACAACCAGAGAACUUCCCCCCGGAACAACCCGCCCGCACUCGAACACUCUCUCCGUUUCCACCAGGUUGAGGAUCAGUUGGCUGCCAGUCGCGCUGAGUGUGAGCGGCUCCGCGUAGAGAAGGCAUCGUAUAACGAAGUGAGAUAUACAGACAGACAGACAGACAGACGGUCGGAGGCAUGUGUGAAUGGAAUAUACCCCUCCUGCUGUGGCCUUCAGUUGCACCGUGAGUUCGAGAGCGUCCAGAAGGAGCUCAACGAAAGCAACCAGGUCGGAGCACAGAGAGACACGAUCGAUCACGCAGCGACACACCAUUCCCGUGCGGUUCUGUAUGUGUGUGUCGUGUGUCAGUGCCGCGCGACACUUCACGGCGAGCUGGCGUCGCUGGCUCAGCAAUUUCAGGAUUUCUUGCAGGAAUGGGAAAGUAAUUCAUCGACACAACACGAUGAAGACGCCACAGGGGCGAGGCCGGGCUAUUGCUAUUGUGUGUGCGGAUGUGGUGUCGUGUCAGGUGGCAAGAGCACACACACGUCGGAGCUGGAGAUCAAAAACGCCGAAAUUAGGUGCCUCAUGGCCAGGUGCGGCAGUCAUUGCACAAUUAACACGUGUGUCUCCACUCACUAAUGAACUGCAUCGCAUCCGCCUGUGCUGUGUCUGUGUGUGUGUAGGCUGAAGCAGCUGAUGACCAAGUACCAGCCGCUCAAGGGCGAUGUCAUCGACGAGCUGCUGGCCCAAUACGUCAACACAUUCCACCCGCCAGUACCUUUCUUCCGGCUCGAUGAUGGUCGGGCGACAUACAGGCACACACACACAGGAGACAGACCUACACGCAGACGCCGAUUCUCCUUGUCUGCGCCUGCCUGCCUGGCUGCCUGGCUGGCUGCAGGUGUGUAUUUGUUCGGCACACGGCGGGUCAUUGUCCGCAUACACAACAACGACAAACUCGUCUGUAAGCACACAACACAACUGAGGCGACAAUACACAGUGCUAGGGCAUCAAAUGUGUGUCUCCGUGUAGUCCGCAUUGGCGGCGGUUUCUGCGACUUCGAGAAAUUCAUCGACCAGUACGCAAGCGAGGAGCUAGCCAAACUAGAAAACAGAGGUGGGGUGGGGAGGGGGGCGCUGGCAGCUGGAAACACCAACACACACUCAAGUGCGCUCACCCUCGUGUGUGUGUCAGAGCUGGCUGCGUCUUCCCCGGCCCAGGUACGCACCGACGGCAGUCCGAAGGGAGACCUCCCCGGCCCACUGCCACCAUCCGGUGCUGCCAAUCGUCGGCAGCUGCGCAGCAACACCACCACGGGCAUCCGGCUGCCUGGGUUUACCAUCCGAUCGCGGGGCGGAAGCGCACAGGUGACAGCACGGGUGACUUCACACACGAGGGGAGAGGGGCCGAUGCAACAGUGAAUGGGUGAGGUGACUGGGGGAAAGGGAGAGGGGGUGUGCAUGGCAUGGUGUGCUCGUGGGAUGGGAGAGACAACACAGACCUUCCAGUGUUGCUUCAUGUAUGUGGGGGGAGGGGCUUGGCUUCAACGAGUGGACGGACG